CGUUCCAGAGAGAAAAGACCGAGGGAGAAUGUUGAGGAGGAAGAUCUUGAGGAGGCAGAAGAGGACAUACAUACCUACAUAGAUUCUGCAGCGCGCACUUUGGUCAUUAUAUAUUCUUCGUCGUUUCAGCGCCGGCCAAGUUGCUUUUGCUGUCCAGGUGCAUCAUCUUGGUAUCGGUCAGAAUGACAAAGAAGGUGCUGGAGAAGCUUCUACGAAAUCCUCGGUUGAUGAGCAUGCAGCAGAAGAAGAACUUCCCUUGCUUCAUGGAAAUGAUGACCUAUAUGUCAGCUCUGAAAAAUUACAACUUUGACGAUGAUAAAUGUGCAGGUGCGAGAGCUGAGCUCGAGCUCUGCGUUGAGACACAGGCUAAACAGGAGAAAAGGCGUGACACGUUUAACUAUCAUCUUCAGCGCAUCGGGAGGAUGAUGAGAACUUGAUGAAGAAUUCAAUUGCAGGAUUUGCAGUUCAUUUCAAAAGUCAAAUACGGUGAAAUACCAUUUUUUUCAGGCUUCCAAGUGCUCAUCCGUUUUUUUGGGCAUAUACGUUUCGUCAAACUGAAACUGGAGAAAUCAGAAAUUCUCUUCAAGCUUCAAAGCG
Messenger RNA from Chara braunii, 597 nucleotides. NCBI's taxonomy places the organism in Eukaryota, Viridiplantae, Streptophyta, Charophyceae, Charales, Characeae. The record is from the annotation of a GenBank genome assembly.